AUGUCAAAGACGCUGCGAGCUACAUACCGGCCUACGAUCAACGAAGCUACAGCCAACAAGGGCCUCGCGGAACAGCUGCAAACUGCGCGUAACUCUUUCAAUCCGCCGAAGAAGUUCUCGUUCAAGGCACGCAAGAACGCGCCCGCUAGCUCGACAGCUGGUGCAACGGAAUCCUCGAAGCUCGCUACGUCAACCACAGCCGAUGCAUCGAACAGCGCGUCCUUGAGAGUGUCGAAACCAAACGAGAAUGCGAAACAGCCGGUACCUACAGAACACACCGAGGAUAUCGCGGACGGUAUACAAGACGGACCUGGUGUGCGAAGGCCGUCCUUGUCUCAAGCAACCAAGGUCACCAUAACCAACCAUCACAACCUGCACCUGAAGCUACCAGCUGCAGCGUCACAUGCCACAAGCUCAGGCACCAUCUCGAAUUUAAGCCGCUGCGUGAUCGAUCUCUCAGCCGCUACUUCCAACGCGCCAUUCUCCGCAUUAUACCUGAAGAAUAUCAAGGACUCGGUCAUAAUAUGCGGCCAAGUCGCAGGCGCCGUUCACAUCACAGAUGUUGAGAAUAGUGUCCUCGUGGUACCAACAAGACAGUUCCGCAUGCACGGCUCGAAGAAAGUCGACAUAUACCUGCACUCGGCAAGUCGGCCCAUCAUCGAAGAUUGUGAAAACGUGCGGUUUGCGCCCAUGCCAGACAUGUUUGCUAGUCCAGCCACCUUACAAAGCGCGAAUCACUGGAGCGAGAUUGAUGACUUCAAGUGGCUGAAAGUCGAGGCGAGUCCGAAUUUCAGCUUGCUUGCUGAAUCGGAGCGCGUCAGCGAGGAAGUGUGGAGGGAUAAGGUGGUGGACAGCGAGGAUCUCGAGGAUGUGCUGAGGGUAUUAGAGAUUCAGUGA
Molecule: messenger RNA, 897 nt
Organism: Parastagonospora nodorum SN15
Lineage: Eukaryota; Fungi; Ascomycota; Dothideomycetes; Pleosporales; Phaeosphaeriaceae
Exons: 2
Coding region: 1-897 (298 amino acids)
Biological process (GO): post-chaperonin tubulin folding pathway; tubulin complex assembly
Cellular component (GO): cytoplasm
Source: RefSeq, a predicted model, not a curated record